Messenger RNA from Anneissia japonica, 4621 nucleotides. RefSeq lists its product as uncharacterized. The transcript is spliced from 17 exons. The coding region runs from base 115 to 3729 and encodes 1204 amino acids. Gene Ontology annotation, molecular function: protein binding; nucleic acid binding. The record is from RefSeq and is a predicted model, not a curated record. NCBI's taxonomy places the organism in Eukaryota, Metazoa, Echinodermata, Crinoidea, Comatulida, Comatulidae.
UGAUGGUUGAGGGCAGCAUAUUUGUUGUUUGGCAACAAGAUGCUUGAUUGAUUGUUUGAUUGAUGGAUAGGCUCAAAUGUGGGCUAGGGCCAAGUACUGAGUGAAGUGGAUGCAAUGGGGUGUGGAGGGUCAAAAUCACAAACGCAGCAAGUCAUACCUUCACAAGUUUCUAAGAGCAAUGUCUUGAAUAUUCAGGGAUAUAGACAGGGUUCAUCAAAGAGUACAGGUAAUAAACGAAAGGAAUCAAGAAAUGAUGAAAGAAGUGCACAUAGCAGAAGGAGCAAAGAAAAUCACCUUGAUGUAAAAGAGACACCAAUUCAGACCUCUGAGCUUGAACCAGAAGACAAGAAAGUGAUCAGGUCACAGGAUGUUGAUAAAGGGAAGGAAUCGAAGGAUGUAACACCAGAGGGUAGUGCUGAGCCUUGUACAGAGAAAACUGGAUCAACUAAUGCAGGGGAAGAUGAAGUAACACCUGUGCAGGUGUUUAAUGAUGAAACACCUAAUAAAGAUAUAAACAACAAUCUUUUUCAAGAAUCACAACCAGAGCAGGAAAAGCCAUUAUCAAAGCCAGGUGAUAAUGAGGAACUCAAAGAAGUCACACAGAAUGAAGAUACUACCAAAGACACAGAUUCUCAAAAUUGUCUACAUGAUGUUGAAACCUACCAAGCUAGUGUUAAGGACGAAGCUCCUGAUGAUGCAAAUAGUGAGGUAAGCUCGGUCACUGCCACAGCAAUUGGUGGUGUUGUUGAGAUUAUUGCUGAUGUGGAGAUUGCCACAACAGCAUCAAACCUUAUGGAUGAAAUCACUGAAGACACAAGUGAAGAGAUGAAAUCCAGUGAACUCAAUGUUGAUGUCUUCCCUGUUCAGAUUAUCCACAUACAAGAUCAGGGAAUACAUGAAGAGACUAGCACACAGAAUGAAAAACCUGUUAAAAUGAAAGACAAUGUACUUCAAGCACAAAGAGGAUCCAAGGAAGCUCUUCAAAUUGAACAUCAUGAAGAAGAGAUGAAUCCGGUUGAUCAAGUUGAUCUGGAGAGUUUUAAUGCGUUAACAUCUACAGUUCCUGAUGACAGCAAUGAAGCAGAAUUAUUGACAGUGACUGGUGUUGCUUCAUCACCCAAAAUUAGUGGUGAAAUUCCAAUCCAAGUGAAUGGUGAUCUUGGUGAAGCCCCUCCAACUUUCAUUGAUGUUUCCACUGAAGAAGCGCCCUCACAGGAACCAAGAGAUACAGACGAUCAGAUUAAAUUCAAUCAGGCGAUCAGGGCUUUCUGUAGGCUUGUUGAUCCAGAUGCUCUAAAAGCAAUAGCAACUCCCAAAAUAACUGAACUUUGUCUUGAGCGGGCACUUCCAUGCAGUAUUGAUAUCUUUACACAUAUUCUGGCUAACAUUGGUAAAUUGAAGGUACUGGAUCUAUCAGGAAACCAUAUUGGGCCUCAAUCAUUCCGUGCUAUUGUUCUAGCUUUGUUGAACAACAAGACACUUAAGUCACUGAAUCUGUCUAAUAACAAAACAGAUACACAAUGCUCAGAGUGUCUUGGAAUGAUGUUGGCAAAGAAUGAUACAUUAGAGGAAUUAGAUCUCUCCAGUAACCAAUUAGGGAGAGACUUCUUCUCUAGAAGUGUUGGUCCAGCCAUGGCUUUAAAUUCAACAUUAAAAGUUUUAAGGUGCGCUAGCUGUGGAUUUGCUGAUUUAUCCCUGCUGAUUGAUAGCUUGUCGACAAACAGCUCACUUGUUGAAUUGGACAUCAGCCAUAAUCACAUGGUUGAUGGAACAGAAUUUGGAGAAAAGCUUGCAGUGAUGAUAUCUAAUUCCUUAAGCAUAAGUAUCUUAAAUGUAAAAGCUACAAACAUCAGUGCAGAAGGGAUGCAGGAAGUGCAGAAGUCAUUAGAAGUCAACACCGCCCUCACCAAACUUAAUAUCGGUGGAAAUCAGAUGUUUCACUGCUGUGCCUUGCUUCAUUUUUUGAUUACUAGUAUUCACCAUGCCGGCCUAAAAGAUCUCAGUUUAGAGGAUACAACUUAUAAGAAUGUUGAUAAUGUAUUUGAUGAUGUAACAACAAAUCAAGUUGGAAAAUCUAAUCUCAUGAACUUGAAUCUGUCUAACUGUGGGCUAGUUGACUUCAUGGUCCAGACUUUAGUUGGUUCGAUGCCUGGAUGCUUAAGCGGUUUGAAAUUGUUGAAUGUUGCUAAUAAUAGUGAACUAACAUCAGAGCGUAUUAAAGGAUUUGCUCGGUUAACUUCAGAUGAUAGUGGUAAAAGCAAUCUGGAUCAACUCAUCUAUGGAGUAAAUGAAUCGGAAAAUCUACCAUUCGCUUUGUCCCAUUUCCAUUGUUUGUCGAGCCUAGAUGUAAGGAAAUGUCAGAUCUCAACCUCCAAUCUGGUCCAGUUGGCAUUUUUCCUGAACAAGCCAGAUGGCAUCUCUUCGCUGUGUCUUGAUGGACAAAAGCUGUCUGGUUCUGAUGUACUCCAGGUCAUCUUGUCUUGUGGUCAAGAUAGCAGCUUAGAGUCACUGUCUCUGAUUGGCUGUGCUCUGAAUGAUGAUGACAUAGCGCCAAUCACAUUAGCUCUUAGGGCAGGUCUGGGGUUGAAAUCACUCAAGCUGGCAGCCAAUAGGAUUACAGACAGAAGUAUUGGAGAAUUUGUAGAAUCCUGCGUGUCACAAGAGAUAUGUACCAUAGAAUAUGUUAAUAUAGCUAAUAACAAGAUUUCUUGUGAAGGAGCAUCUCAUAUUUCUAGACUCCUCUCCAGUUGUUCCGCAUUGCAUACACUCCUCGUAUCCAACAACAGCAUUGGUGCUGAUGGUCUCAGGGCUAUAGUUGGAUCUGUGAAACCUGAUUCCUCAUUAAGACUGCUGGACCUAAAAGGCCAGGCUAAUCCAAUAGAUGAAGAGGAUAUGGAGGAGAUUCUCACAGUACUUACUCAAGCAUUAGGUUAUACACUCGAGAAAAAUGAGUAUGGUCUAGUGUCGAUGGCAACCAAUUCCUUAGUUACUGUCCAUCAAGAUCUGACAGUGUUGCUAACUAACUUGGGUGGCUUGACGGGUGAGAUGGGUCGAGCCAUUGAGAGUUCCAUUGUAAGAACGGAUUACAGUAAAGUUUAUUGGCCACACUUGGGCUUGGAGGAAAUGUUAGUACUAGGUUCGAUCUUGAAGGGUCAUUCACCCUCAACAUCAGAAAAAGUUAGCCUAACAGCAAAAGAAUGGAAUCUGAUUAUUGGUGAAGGGAAAGACCCAUGUGUCCCUUCCUGGCUGCAGGUUGACUCGCAUAGGGAUUGUGCAGUUUACUUGGCGGGUCUUCCAGCCAGUGUGUCAGCCAAUAGGAUUGAAGGAGACCUAGAUGGUGAAGCUGAUUGUGUUAUCACUGAAGUGUGCAUUAUGAAGGAUCCAAUUUUAAAAAAACCAAAUGGAUUAUGCUGGGUACUAAUGUCUGAUGCAGAUUCUGUAGAUAAAGCAGUCAAACUAUAUGAAUCAGGAGAGGCCCGCUUAUUUAACCAACCCUACAUGAUUUCCAGACUAAAUGUAGCAAUUGUUGAUGGAGACACAGCAGCAAUAGGGGAUAAAGCACAAGAAGAGAUGGAGCGAAGGUCAAAGCAGAUGGAGCGAAGGUCAAAGCAGCGUGAUGCUGAAGACCAAGAGCAUCGCGCUCUUCUUGAAACAAGUUUUGCGGCAUCGAAAGCAAGACACGAAUAUGCUGCAGCGAACCCGGCCUAUGCUGACGGCAGAAUAUGGUGAUGGACUGAAGGGUCAAAGUUUAAUUAUAUUCAUCACAUUAACUCAAUAAUCCAUCAUUAUCCAUUCAUUAUUAUCUCCUUAAUUUUCACCAUUUCAUUAAUCCUAUCGUAUUUCAUUAUUCCCAAUUAUCUCUAUUUUGUCAUCUUUAUCUACAUCAUCCUCAUCAUUAGGCAAAACUUUUUUUAUACCUUGUCUAGCAAACCCGCUGACUGCAAAUAUUGAUGAUUUCAAAUAAAAAUAAAAUUUUUAUUUGACCAAUUAGCGCACCCGUAGCCAUGAAAAAGUGGAAAUUUUAGAAAAAAAUAAAGGUUUUUCUUUAUUUUUAUUACGUCCUCUGCUGCCUUGUAAUCUGCCAAGAUAAGAUAUGUAUGUUUCUUCCUAAUUAUAUAAAUUUGAAGCAUUUAACCAUCCCAUUUUACAUUCACCAAUAACAUUUUAUUGUUUAAUGUGAUGUCACAUGAUCACAUGUAGCAUAAUAAUAUGUACUCACAAAAACGCGGUGUAUAUCUGUGUUUACCUGCACACUUGCUAUUUUUAACAUCCAUGGGCUUCUCAACAUGUUUGUUAAUGGACAGAAAAAACGAAAGUGGACAACAACCAAAUCUUACAAUAUAAGUUAUCAUAUUAAAGCAAGAUGUUCCUAGGAUUUAUAAAUCCUCUCAAAACCAUUGAUUUUCAAUUCUACUUGAAGUGUAAUAACGUGUUGAUAUAUAGGCCUAAAAUAAGUAUAUAUUUCUUAUGGUAUCUAUUAAUACAGUAUUAUAAGACUUCCAUUACAUUUGUAAUAUUUGCCAAAUAAUAUUUAUUGACUUUCGUUUUGUAAUUGAUUGGUGCUGUGAAUAUGCAAUUGCAGUGGGAUUGUGGAAUUGAUAAAUUAAAUAUAUUUAUUAUA